AUGUCUACGCUGACACCCAAUAACAAUAAUAAUCAACAAAAUCAGUGGUAUUUCUCUGAUAAUAUGUUUGGAGAUUUUAAUUUAGGAGGAAUGAAUAAUGGUGGUGUUACUAGUAGUUUGGAUACAAGUCAGUUGGCUUUUACUCCACUCAUUGAACAACAUCGAAAUAAUGAUGAUUGUUGCCAAUUGAAUACUACUAGCACUUUUGAUAUUGAUAAUGAUAUUGAUGCCAUGACAAACAAAACUACACCAACAACUCAAGGAAAAUCAAAGGAAAAGAAAAAGCCAAAGAUUGCAUGCGUUUAUUGUAACAAAUUGCACAAAAAGUGUGAUGGCGAAUCUCCAAAUGCUUGUACCAGAUGUAAGAAGAAGGGUAUUCCAUGUGUUUAUUUACCACCUCAAAAGAGAGGUCCAAAGUCAAAGAAGAGAAAGGCAAAUGAUGGAGAUGAGGAAGAAUACACUGUAGAACAAUUAACAUGUGCUGCUGGAUUGUGUGCCAACCAAAAUCAACAAAUCCAACAAAUUCAACAACAACAAGCUCAACAACAAUUUAAUGCUCCUGUAUAUUUCAAUCAAUCACCACCUCAACAAGCUCAACAAACUCAACAACAACAAAUUGUACAACACCAAACUCAACAACCUCAAAAAAUAGUUAGCUCUGUUGACUUGGACUCUUACAUUACUGAAGCUAUUUUCUCUUCCAAUAAGAAUACUAAUCCAUCUACUGCUCUUACCAAUUUCUAUUCACAACCGCAACAACCUAGUCCACUUACAGGUCUCCAAUUUGCAGUCAAUGUUCAUACAAGAACACUCGUCGAUCAAUUCUUAGAUUCUGUGACAUGCCACUCCCUUGUAGAUAGAAACAUGUUGGAUAAUGCCCUCAAUAAGGCUGUUAUUUUUUCAUCUGAACCAACUGGUUACCAACUCUUAACAAAUAUUGUAUGUGCAAUGGGCGCUCAAAGAUUAGAGGACAGAAAGAACUGUAUUGAAUUUUUCAAUAGAGCAAGAAAUCAAGCUAGUUACUUGUUUGAUAAGCCAUCUAGGGAAGCUUCAUGUGCUUUGAGUUUGAUGGGUAUUUAUGCUUGUUCAGAAGGUGAAAGAAUCAAAGGUCACAUGUACAACAGAAUUGCUUUGGACAUGUCUACGGACUUGUGUUCUUACCAAAUUGAAACCGACAAGUAUUACCAAACUCUUUCUGCUCUCUCAUUGGCAACAACGUUCUCUAAAUGGUUGUUCGAGUUGAACAUUCUCAAAGUUGAAGAAAAUUCAUUUGAUUGCCUUCUUAAGAAUGCCAAUAAUCCAAACCAUCCUCAAAUUCCAUCCAUUCGUGAACUUGUUAAAAAUGUUAAAAACUAUAUUGGUUCUUCGAAGUGUAUGCGCGAGAUUGAAGAAAUAGAAACCAAAAUUGCCGAUAUGAGUCUUGUUAAGGGAAGUGAAGAAGUCUCUUUCACAGCCAUUUUGGUUUACUACUUGUUGGUCUCAAGACUUGCCAUGUUGACAAAUAACCAAAUCGAAUAUAUCAAGAUUUUGAGAAAAUUAGAAACUAUUGAAAAGUAUAUUGAAUCAGAAAAGUUUAACAGAGAUGAUCUCCAAAAGAAUGUGCACAGAUUCUGUCUCUAUUCUCUUAGAUCGGAUAUUUUGGUGAGAUGUGGACUAGAUAAGAUGGGUUUACACUGUGCUACCAAGGCAACUGGUUUAGCAGCUAAGCCAACUUUCUGGAAGUCAGCACCAGCUAUUAUUCUCUUCUUCCCUAUCCUUAUCAACAUUAACCUUAGUGUUAAUGAUAGUAGUAUGUCUAUUGAAAAUUACAAAUCACUCAAGGUUAUCAGCUCUAAAUUUGUAGUUUUAAAAUAUACCCUAUUUGAUAUGAUUAAUAUCAUGAAUAAGAGAUCAGAGUUUGCUGAUCUCUUAGAGAGUGAAAGACAACACGUUCCACAAGGUAUUACAAAUUCAAGUGGAUAUCUUCCAUUCACUAAUGAUGUUCCUCAAUGUGAAUCAUGUCCUCCACAGGAUUGGAAUACUAAUAUCUUUGACCAAAACAAUAACAACGAGUCAUGUUUCCCUAACUCUGAUCUUACAGAAUUAUUGCAACAACUAGGAACUGUGAGCGAUCAUGAAUCCUAUCAGAACAAGUUAGAAUCGAUAUGGCAAACAAUUGGUCAAUAA
Naegleria gruberi is the source of this 2166-nucleotide messenger RNA. Its product is annotated as GAL4 domain-containing protein. Gene Ontology annotation, cellular component: nucleus. The coding region runs from base 1 to 2166 and encodes 721 amino acids. The transcript has 4 exons. Gene Ontology annotation, biological process: regulation of DNA-templated transcription. NCBI's taxonomy places the organism in Eukaryota, Heterolobosea, Eutetramitea, Acrasida, Naegleriidae. Gene Ontology annotation, molecular function: zinc ion binding; DNA-binding transcription factor activity, RNA polymerase II-specific. The record is from RefSeq and is a predicted model, not a curated record.